Messenger RNA from Mycena citricolor, 1587 nucleotides. NCBI's taxonomy places the organism in Eukaryota, Fungi, Basidiomycota, Agaricomycetes, Agaricales, Mycenaceae. The record is from the annotation of a GenBank genome assembly.
AUCAUCUUUGUUCGCUGGUAUUCGUUGAGAAAGCCCGCUACCGAUGGAUGAAUCCACUCAUCAAGGCCACAUGGAAAUUUUUCCAUCAGCGACCUUCGAGACCUCCUUCACCAUCCCUCGGUCCACCCUCCUGCCCCAGCUGCGCGACCUUCUAUCUGCGCUCGACAUGCCGUUCACGCUCGAGACGCACGAAGAGCUCACGCCCUCGCUGCUCAUCCGCCUCCUCGAGGCGCUCCUCCAGACGCGCCUGCUCCUCCCAGCGGACCUCCGCCACGCGCUGUACCACGGGACCGACGCGGACGGCCACGCGACGGUGCAGUGCAUGAAGAUCUUCCUGGGCGUGCUGCAGGCGGACGUGCUGCAGACGGACGUCGGGCUCAGCGCUCUCGAUCCCAGGAAGCUGGCAAGGGGCGGUCAGGAGGAGACGCUGUUUGUGGCGAGGCUGCUGUGCUGGUACGCCCGGCGGUUGGGGAUCGUCGGCGCGCGCCGCACGGAGACGCCCGAGACGGGGUCGGUGUCGGUGCCGCCAUCGAGUUGGGCCGAGACGAGUGUGGUGGAGACCAAUGUGACGGACGUGACGAGUUUUGGGGAGGUGGAUGCAGAUGAAGAUGCCGAGGACGAGGAAGAAGAAGAGGAGGAAGAGCAGAGAGAAUUUGACGAGCUUGCACAUCUUUCCACCCCCUUGCAAUCCUCGCCUCCGCACCCACGCUGUAUCCACGAUGUCUCCGACAUGUCACUGCGGAUGCUCAGCGACACAGAUGCUCAUUGUAUCCACGAAGUUCCGUCCCCAAGCAAAUCCGCCAGUCCACGCCGUCGCACCUCCACCAGCACCAGCACCCCCAGCGCCAUCCCGUCUCCUCACCGCUCACACUCGCCCCACCCACCGGACGCAAACGACGCAUCACCGACGGCCAGCUAUGUCAGCCCAUCGUCGUCACCCCGCGUGCGAUACACGGGGUACAUCGGCCUCGUUGACGAAGACGCCGAGAUCGCUGCGUUCGAGCGCGAGAGGGACGCGGCGCGGGCUCGACGGCUCCGGACGGAUGCGUCGCCGACAGCCGCUGAUCUGGAGCGCGAGCGGCGGCGCGGGAUCGCGCUGUUGCUGAGGAAGGCGGAUCUACUCGAGCAGUUGGUCGGGCGGGGAACUCUGCCUGCAGGCUGAUGUAUAUGGGUCUCCGCCGGAUGAAAGUGUCUCCGGGAUGAUCGAGAUGGCUCGCAAGUCGGGCCUACGGUACAGACGACCAUGGCGCUCCUUCGACGCAGCAUCUGUUCUCACUCACUGCAAAGCGUACGUCUACUCGCCCUAGGUAAUGCGUUGGACGGAUCCCCAAGUCCCUCGUUGCAGCGCAUGCUGUGUCAUGACGCGACAUCAGUCGCAUCAUGAUCAACAUCAGAUGUGCACGGACAUCCCGUCAUGCAAGUACUCUCCAUGACAUUCUAGACACCGUAGAAGUUAGGUUUAAAAUUCUCGCGUACAUCGCUGAAGCACCAACCAAGGCUGAGCUGGACCAUUUCUUUGAGCACUCAGCUCCAACACUCCGAGCCUUGACUGCUGUGUGGAGAGCACGUGUCCAGACCUCAGCUGAU